This is a messenger RNA of Metarhizium acridum CQMa 102, 1467 nucleotides long. Lineage: Eukaryota; Fungi; Ascomycota; Sordariomycetes; Hypocreales; Clavicipitaceae. The record is from RefSeq and is a predicted model, not a curated record.
AUGGAGGACAAGGCCGUUGCUGUUGUUCCAGGGGAGCAUCACGAUGCGACCAAGGGAGACUCUGAGGCGCAAGUUGCUGCUGUCGAGCGGGCUUCCAGCAGACGACAGAGGUUGUCUGAUAUAUUCACAAUUUUUUGUUCUGGCUUCGCCCUCAUCUCCGACGGCUACCAGAAUAAUCUCAUGACCAUGGCCAACGUGCUCUUCAAGAGGGAAUACCCCAACGAGUACACUUCCUCAGUCAGCACCCGCGUUUCCAACGCCCUCCUCGUCGGCGAGAUUCUUGGCCAAGUCGUCGUCGGCCUGACCUGCGACUACAUGGGCCGCAAGACGGCCAUCAUCACGACGACGCUGCUCAUUGUUUGGGGGGACCCCGGCCCCCCGCCUCUCAUGGCGUCACUAUCGACGGCAUGUGGUGAGUACCCUGCCGCCAGUACAUCUGCAUCCGAGGCCGCCAACGAACACACCCCGGCGAACCGCGGCCCCGUCUUCAUCCUCGUCACCAAUCUCCCUCUCUCGUUUGGCGGCCCGUUCGCCGUGUCCGUCUUCCUCAUCGUGCUGUCCGCCGCCGGCGAGACCAAUCUCUCAACCGUGUGGCGCGUCUGCUUCGGCAUCGGUGUCGUACUGCCCCUGACCGUCUUCUACUUCCGCCUCAAGAUGCUCAACUCCAAGCUGUACCGCCGCGGCGCCAUCAAGAAGCACGUUCCCUACGGCCUGGUCGUCAGGUACUAUUGGAAAACACUGAUUGGCACCUGCGGCGCCUGGUUCCUCUACGACUUUGUCACCUUUCCCAACGGCGUCUUCUCCGGCACCAUCAUCUCCAGCGUCGUCUCCAAGACCGGCAGCACUCUCCGCAGCACGGCGGAGUGGCAGCUUCUCCUCGGCGCCAUUGCGCUGCCCGGCGUUCUCCUGGGCGCAUUCCUCUGCGACAGGCUGGGCCGCAAGAAUGUCAUGAUGAUCGGCUUCUCAGGAUACUUGGUCUUUGGGCUCAUCAUCGGCUGCGCUUACGACAAGAUCACCGCCAUCAUUCCCCUCUUCGUCAUCUUCUACGGCCUCAUGCAGAGUUCUGGCAACCUGGGCCCGGGCGAUAUGCUCGGCCUCAUUUCUUCAGAGAGCUACGCCACCAGCGUCCGUGGAACAUGCUACGGCCUCAGUGCGGCCAUUGGCAAGGCGGGCGCUGCUGUGGGAACACAGGCGUUUACGCCGAUUCAAGAUAGAUUCGGCAAGAAGUGGACAUUCAUUGUCGCGGCUAUAUGCGGUGUGGUGGGCGUUUUGGUCACGUACUUCUUUGUGCCCAGGUUGACGGGAGAGGAUCUGGCCAAGCGGGACGAGGAGUUUAGGGCGUACUUGUUGGCGAAUGGGUGGAAUGGCGAGAUGGGCGAGGCUGAUUUGAAGGGUUUGGCUGGGGAUGUCGACGAGGGCGUGGUGUCUGGUGAUGAUAGAGAGAAGGGCGUCAGAGUUACUGCGUAG